Nicotiana tabacum (common tobacco) is the source of this 1791-nucleotide messenger RNA. The record is from RefSeq and is a predicted model, not a curated record. NCBI's taxonomy places the organism in Eukaryota, Viridiplantae, Streptophyta, Magnoliopsida, Solanales, Solanaceae.
AUUUCUGGAUCUUUUAUGCAUGGAGUGUAUUGAUGUCUGGCCAGAAGAUGGGAGACCAUAUGUUGCUUUGGGAAAGAUUUUGAGUAAGCAAUCAAAAUUAAACGAAGCCAGAACUGUUUACGAAAAAGGAUGCCAGGCAACACAAGGAGAAAAUCCUUACAUUUGGCAGUGCUGGGCUAUUCUGGAAAAUAGGAUGGGUAAUAUACGGAGAGCUAGAGAACUAUUUGAUGCUGCCACAGUUGCUGACAAGAAGCAUAUUGCAGCCUGGCAUGGUUGGGCAGUUUUAGAGCUGAAGCAAGGGAAUAUAAAAAAGGCAAGAAAUCUUCUUGGCAAAGGCCUCAAGUUUUGUGGAGGUAACGAGUACAUAUACCAAACUCUUGCACUCCUUGAAGCUAAAGCAAAACGAUAUGAAAGAGCCCGCUACUUGUUCAAACAGGCGACAAAGUGUAACCGAAAAAGUUGUGCUAGUUGGCUGGCAUGGGCUCAACUAGAGGCUCAGUUAGAGAAUAAUCGUGCUGCUAGGCAGCUAUUCGAGAAAGCAGUUCAGGCCAGUCCAAAAAAUCGGUUUGCGUGGCACGUGUGGGGAGUUUUUGAAGCUAAUCUUGAAAACAUUGACCAAGGAAGGAAACUUCUGACAAUUGGGCAUAUGGUAAAUCCUAGAGAUCCUGUUCUUCUCCAGUCACUUGCUUUGAUAGAAUACAAGCACUCCAGUGCCAACCUCGCACGAGUUUUAUUCCGGAGGGCAUCUGAAAUGGAUCCAAGGCAUCAACCAGUUUGGAUUGCUUGGGGUUGGAUGGAGUGGAAAGAAGGUAACAUUUCCACUGCUAGGGAACUAUACCAGAGAGCUCUGUCGAUCAAUUCAACAACCGAAAGUGCUGCGCGCUGUCUUCAGGCUUGGGGUGUUUUGGAGCAAAGAGCCGGAAAUCUAUCAGCUGCUCGAAGAUUGUUUAGAUCUUCUCUGAACAUAAACUCUCAGAGCUAUAUAACAUGGAUGACAUGGGCAAAUUUGGAGGAAGAUCAAGGCAACUCCGUGCGUGCAGAGGAAAUUCGUAACCUCUACUUUCAGCAGCGUACUGAAGUUGUCGACGAUGAGUCAUGGAUUAUGGGUUUCUUAGAUGUCAUUGAUCCGGCGAUUGAUAGCAUAAAGAGGCUCUUGAAUUUGGAUCAGAACUCUUAUUACAAGGUAAAGGAGUCUUCUAAUACUAUUGCUGCAGACGACACUGAUGGGAGCUCAGAAGAAUCAACCGGCUCCUCCUCGACUAACAUCAGCCAGGAAGAAUCAACCGGCUCCUCCUCGGCUAACAUCAGCACAGAAGAAUCAGCCGGUUCCUCCUCAUCCUCGGCUAACAUCAGCACAGAAGAAUCAGGCAGUUCCUCCUCGGCUAACAUCAAGGACAAUAGCAUAGAUACAGGAAGCGGCUUUGAUUUAGAUGAUUUUAUCCGAGAAAUGCUGUCUUUGGACCCUUCAAAACUGGAAGUUCAGCUUACAACAUCUCUCAAGGACCCUCCAAAGACUAUCAGAACUGCUAGUGGGGUGUGGCGGCCGACGAGAAAAACUACCAGAACAUCACAAAACCUUUGAUUUUAUGAAGUGUACUUCUUCAAAUGUAUCUUCUUUAUCUCAUAAUUGGAAUUACUCGACCACAUUUGUAAAUUAGUCAGGAAAGUUGAGAAGAAUUGUAUAAUUUGAUCAAGAGAAAUGCAGUUCAUAUUACCUAGAAAUACAUCUACACAUAAUAUGAGAAGCAUUGUAUAAUAUGUUUGUGAGAAAUGCAGUUCAUAUUACAAUAA